This is a messenger RNA of Owenia fusiformis, 405 nucleotides long. The record is from the annotation of a GenBank genome assembly. Lineage: Eukaryota; Metazoa; Annelida; Polychaeta; Sabellida; Oweniidae.
AUAGGGUUCUAUACCAAGGGACGUGCCCUAGACUCACUAUCAGGCUUCUAUGAUGCUUGCGCAAUGGUUGAAGUAGACGAAUACCAGAACUAUGACAAAGCACUCGGGGCCCUGACUGAAGCCUACAAAUGUCUCACUAAAGCCAAGAUGAAGAAUCAGACUCAACAAGAAGAGAAACUGGCAGCCUUGAAGACGAGGAUCACACUCAUGAAGAAGUUUGUCACUGCACGAAGAGCCUAUGAUGAGGAUAAAGAUGAAGCUGUUAAAGCCUGUCAGGUCUUACUUGAAGAACCAGAACUGGAUUCAGCUGUUAGAGUUGGAGACGUUUUUGGAUUCAUGAUUGAACAUUAUGCCAAGAAGGAGCAUUGGAAAGCUGCAUAUGCAUGUAUGGAGGAGAUGAGAGCC